AUGAUAAUUCCAAUUACGAUUACUUCUACUUUCUUAAUAAUAAUACUUUAAGUAGUUAAAAUAAAAGCUGUAGGAUGUCCUUUUAGAUUAGAUGGAUGCACAAAUUAAGACUUAAGGGUGAAACAGAUUUUGUUACUAAAAUCUAAUCCUUAAAGUGAUCUCUAAGAUAUCGCAGCUGUAGUUUACAAUCCUUUCACUGUUGGCAUUUUUAACUUCGAAACUAAUAAAUAACUCAAAGUUAUUGAGCAGUAGGAAAGUGUUGCCUUCUACUAAAUUGAUAAGGAUGACAGGCCUCAACUAUAAGCAUCAAUUAUUCAUACUUUGGAUGCGAAUGGUAGAGUAAUAACAUGGAAUUCAGGUAAUGGAUUCAAAUAAAAUGUAGUAUAAAUACCAAAUAUUAUUACAAUAUAACCUAAUUCGUGUCUUAAUUCUGAAGAAAUGCUAGUAUUAACCUGGGAUGAUACAAAGAUUUAUAUUAUUGAUUUCUCUUAAUAGUAGAACAUUCAGUAUGAUAGUUUAAAUAUCGAUACUAUUAAUAUAUUUUCAAGUUGCUUUAAUGAUAAGAUUAAUAGAAGGUUUUUAAUAAUGAAUUAACAAGGGUAGUUAUACUCUUAUGACAUAUAGAAAAAAAUCUUUAGUUUGUUAUUUCAAAUUAAUUAAUUUAAGAGCUUAUAAUCUCUUUAUCUCACCUAAAAUCAAAUAUCCAUUUCUUAUUAGUCAAGUUAAGAUUAAAAUUUUGUUACAUCUUAUAAAAAUAAUACUUUGCAAUUUAAAGCUUCGUUUUCAUAAAUAUCGACAAGUAUUUUAGUAAGCAAUUAAGAAGAUAUUUUAAUCUUAAUAGGAAAUAACAACUUAUUUACAAUCUGGGAAAUAAAAUCACAAAAAAUAAUUUAUAUCCCAGAUUUUUAAAAAAUUUAUUGUGAUUCGAGAGACUCAAAUAAUACAAAAGUUGAUGAAGUAAUAAAUUUUAAGUUUGGAUCAAUAAACUAAAAAGAUGAAGUAGCAGUAGUUUCUGAUUCUUAUAUUUUUGUGUAUUCAUUGUUAGAAAAUAAGCCAAUUCUUUUCAAAAGCUAAAAUUUAGGGUUAAGUUGGAUUUAAGCUUUUGUUGUUUAAAAUAGUGUCAUCCUUAGCCAAACUUACUCUGUUUCUAGCAUUGAUAAAAGGACGUCAAGAAUUAAUUAUCUAAUGAAUUACUUUUCGAAUGGAUAAUCAAGCUAUGAUCAACCAAUGUAACUAGAAGUUGAUUAUGAAUUAAAUAGAGUUUUAUAUAGCGAUUUCACAGGAAAUUUCUAAAUUUGGUCUUAUUAUAAUAAUCAAUAGGAGAAAAUUAUUAAAGAAUUUCGUUCAACAGUAUUUUUCAUUCUAGAUAAGUAACUUAACAGGAUAGUUUUAUACACUAAUUCGACUAGUUUGGCAAAGAUUUAAAUCUAUGAUUACCAAGAAGUAAAGCUAUUAGGUACUUUAUCAUUUCCCAACAAAAACAGCUAAUAUUUAGAUACAUUAUCAUUGUACUAAGACAAAACAAAUGGAUAUCUAUUAGGCUUCGAUAAUGCAAGUACAAAAUAUGCCAUUUACAGAUUUACGGAGGAAUCUAAUUUUCCUACUCUUUAUAAUUGUACUCUAAUUAAUAAUGGAAUUAUUACGAAUGAUAAUAUAUAUUUCUUAGAAAGCUCUAAAUAGUUUUUAAUUGAAAUAUCAAGCGUUUUGUAUAUGUUUAGUUAUUUUCCAGAUAAUGGAAAUACACUUACAAGUUACAUUGUAGCAGGAAAAAAAGUUAAAUUUUCAUACUUUUAGUAUAUCAACUCAGUUUAAACAUUGAUAUGCGUCCAGGAUGCAUCUAUACAAAUUUAUUAGUAUAGUAAUGGUCAAUUUAAUUUAUAAAAUUAAAUAAAUUAUUAUUCAGGACAAAGUAAUUCAAUUUUUUUAGCAGAAGCAUAAAACACUUUGAUAAUUUAGAGGACAUCUUAACUUUUUUUUAAAAAUUACUUAACAUAAAAUGAUUAAAUGAUAAAUUUUAAUAAUCUAUAGAUACUAAAUUAUUAAUACGACAGCUCUAAAGCUCUUUUAAUAUGUUUAGAUAGUAGCUUUAUGAUUACUGUAAUAGAUGUGUUUGCUGUAUAAUCUUUAUAUCAUAUUCAAAUAGAAGAAAAUAAAAUAGCCCUCUUCAAUAUACAAAAAGAUGCUAAUUUCAUAAUAAUUAGUUAUUUUAAUGGUCAAAUCUUAAUUUACGAUUAUUAAGCUAAUGUUAUUAUUUCUACUUACAAUAACUAUAAAUACAGUUUAAUCUUUAAGUUUGAUAAAUCUAACAAUAAUUUAAUACUUUAAUCUUAGCUGGAAGUUUCUUCAAAAAGAUUGAUAAAUCUUGGCUUAAUUAGUCAGAUAAAUUAUUCACUUUUUAAUUAUUGGAUAGAUGAAAUGACUGGAUUAACAUUUAUCAUUAGUGAUUAAAUCAUUGUUUAUAAUCCAUUAUCUUAAGAAUAUCUCCCACAAUUUUCUGUAGAUUUCGACCUUUCUUUCGCUUAUGUUUCAUAUUAUAUUCCUCAGUUAGAUUUUCUUUUGAUAGGAUUUUAAGACAACUAAGUAAAUUAAGUGUUUGUUUAUAAACUAAGCUCUUAAACACUAGUAGCUACUUUGGAUCACAAUAUUAAUCAUUGCUUCUAUACCUUUUACUUUUUUUAUGACGUCUACUCUAAAAGACUUUUUUCUGGCUGCGCAUAUCCUGCAAGUGUAAUAGUUUGGGACCUAAAUAACUUUAAAAUGAUUAAGUUACUUGAUAGCAUACUAUAAUCAUCAUUUGUCUGUUCAAUUAAAUUUUAUCCUCAAAUAGAAACUAUUUUAAUGACUGGUUAUAAUUGGUGGAGUGUAACUGUAGAUUAUAAUACACUAGAAAAAAGAUGUUAAGUUAUGGGUAUAUUUGGAGAUUUUGAUUAUAGACAUAAUUUACAAAUUUUGUGGGAUUAAAAUGGAGAUUUUCGUAUUUUUGAUAUAAAUUGUCAUUAAAUAGCAUUUUAGCAUGCUCACACUGGGUGGAUUUAAUAGCUCUUAAUAGACUAAGUAAAUAUGUAUCUGACAACAUUAGGUUAAGAUUAAUAUAUUAAAUUAUGGAGCUACUAAAAUAUUACUUAACCUAAAUUAAUAACUUAACGCUUUUUAACCUAUUCCUUAACAUAUGGUUUGUUAGAUUAUGAUAACAAUUUGGUUUUAGCAGUAGAUUACUAAGGUUUUUUAUAUAUAUUAUCUUAUCCUGACUUAAAUAUUCUCAAAGCAAUUCAAGCAAAUUUUGGUUAAAUAGAUUUUAUUUCUUUGAAUAAACCAUUUAAUCUUAUAGUUUUAGCUAGUUAAGAAACUAACAGUUUAUCAUUUUAUAAUCUUUUUGAGUUAAUUGCUCCAAAUUAAAAUGAAUUGUAUUUUAGAUAUGAAGGUAUUUUAUCUACUUUAAUGACAGACCAAGGAGUAAUAUUUCACUAGCUUGGAAAUAUAGUCUAAUUUUGGAAUUAUUCUAUUUAAAAACUAAUAUAUGGGUUUUUUGUAAACAGUUAAUUUGAAUCUUUAGAGGCAGAAAGUAGAUUUUUGUCUUUAAGUGGGUAUUAAAAUUUAGCAGUUCUUUUUACAAGGGAUUAAACGAUUUUCUUCAAUACUAUCACUUUAGAUAUAAUUAAUGUUCAGCAAUUAAAAUGUAUGAAUAGUAUUUAAAUCUAAAUAUUUUUAAUUUGCGCCUUAACUAAUAAACUUACUGUAUUUAGUCUAGAUAGCUUUUCUAUAUAUUAGUAAAUUGCACUUAAUCCUAACUAAAGCAUUAUCUAAUUGCAGUAAAUAUUUCAAACUGAUUCUUUCUUCGCGACAACUACACAAGGAGAAAUCAUUUGUUAUUAACUUUAAUCAAAUUAGAUUUUGAGCAAAUUUUAAAUAAAAAUACUAAAUCAAGCUAUUGUAAAUUAUUAAUAGAUCUAACUAAAUGAAUUUUACAUUAUUUUAGCCUCUGCUUUUGAUGGAAGUUUUGGAUGCAUUUAAAUUUCUAUAGAUUUAAAUAAUAUCAAUAAACUUGAUUUUAAUCUUCCUGGUAAAAGUUCUCAUGCUCACAAAAUUAUAUAUUUUAACAAUAAUCUUUUCAUAAAAAGGAUUUCAGACUACUAUUUGGGUGUAUAUAACAUAAACAAUCUGAACUAAAUUACUUAGAUUAAAAGUCCAUGUGUGGGUUAUACUUAUAAACUAGAUUUUAGUUAAGAGUAUGAUUUAGUUUUACAGAGCUGUAUAGGAAAUUAUCGAAUUAAUUAGUUAUCUACUUUUUAAGAAAUAGUUUAUGGUAGGUUUACGACAUAACUUAAAUUGACUAAAAAAUAUACAGACAAAUUAAAUUAGAUCAUUUUUAUCAAUAAAGAUUACUUUAUCGAUGCAUACGAUCAUUCAAUAUUCAUUUUUUAGAUAGAUUAUUAAUAAAGUAAAAUUAAUUUAAUUGGUAGUUACUAAGGAGAUAAUCCAUUAGGUUCAAUAGCAAGCUAUAAUAUAAUAAAAGAUUAAAAUAACAUAUUUAUUUAAUUGCUGCUAUAUUCUAUUGACAAAAUAUCUAAAGUUUAACUUCCAAUCUAAGGAGACAACAGCUGCAAAGAAUUAUUGUCUUAUAACUAAUUUUCAGAGGUCUUAUUCUCAAUACAAGAUGUUUAUCAGUAAAUUUAAAAUUAUUUUAAAAUCGAAGAAAUGAUAUUUACUUUAACUGUAGAUAAAUACACUUACUUAUAGCCUUUAUCUCCUUUUACCUUUUCACAAAUAACUAAGUUAAGUAUAAUGUCUGAUCCUGCCUAAAAUAAUAACUAGUCUAUUAUAGUCAGUUAAGAGCUAUUCAGCUCCUUCUAAGGAUAUGAUUAUAUAUCUUUAGAAAACUUUAACAUAUAAUCAUCAAAAUCUGAAUCAAAUAAUUAAAGUUUUAAAAUAAAUAAUUUAAACUCUUUUAUUCUCAAGAACAUUUAAUUUACAAAUCAAAGCUUGUUCUAAUUUGAUAUAAGCUUAAUAAAUACCUUAAUUUUUGAGAAUUUGUAAUUUUAAAAUAUUUAAAUGAGUAGUAAAGCAUUAGUAAAUUUAUUUAAAUUCUCUUUGAUAGAUACAAUAAUAAUUAAUGAAGUAGAAAUAAUUUAGUGUUCAUAUAAACAGAUUACCCUAUUUAAUUUUUAAGAUGAUAUUAACAAUCAAAAAACCUCUAUUUUGUUUUCCGGUUUGGUAGUAAAUAGAUCACAGUUUAAUUAUGACAAUACAUAAUUGAUUGCAGCACCCUUAUAUAUAUCUAAUUAUAAUAAAGUUGAAAUAUAAAAUUUUGUUUUAAAUUCAAAUAUUGGAAAUGGAAUAUUUUUCAUAGUAAGUAAUGUCAUUUAGAACAUAUCUAUUAAUGGAACAAGUUUGCUUAAUAAUAAAGAUAUUUUAUUUUUAUCUUAUUCUCAUAGCUUAUAGUAAACUUAAAACAAAAUAAUUUUAGUGUAAUAAAUUACUGAAGAUAGUGUUUAGUUAAAAAAUCUUAUUCUAUCUAAUAAUUUUUUUAAUAUUAGCCAACAAAAAACAAUUACUUCUAUUAUAGAUAUUAAAACUAGUAACUUGACAUUACAUUAAUGCUAAAUAUAAAAAAACAAUGCAUAAUAAAAUAACUAAAUAUCAAUAUUAAGCCUAAGCUAACUUGUAUACUUCAAUUCAUUAGACCUAAACUUUACUAACAAUCAAGGAUUUUAAAGCUUAUUAACUCUUUCAGAUUCAUUUAAUAUAAACUAAAUAAGCCAAAUGUUUUUAUAGAAUAAUAGUGGAAGCAAUUUAUUAUUGAUUGCAUAAUCUAAUUUAUUUUUUACAGAUUCUUCAGUAUUAUAAAAUCUCUCUUACGAAUCAAACUAGCAAUCAUCCGCUAUAAGUAUUCUUUCUAAUUCAUCAGUAGUAAUGAGCAAUAUUUAAUUUGAAGACAAUAUUUCUAGUAAGGGAGGAUCUAUUUAUGUAUAAAAUAGCGAGCUUAUUAUAGGGAAUAGCUGGUUUUAUAAUGACAAAAGUACAUAUGGAGGAUCUAUUUACUCUGAAAAUACAAUAUUAAGUAUAUCUAAUUCUUAAUUUAAUAAUUGUACAUCUUCUUUUGGAGGUUGUAUUUAUGCUUAUCAAAGUGAAUUUAAAGUAGACAGCAUUAAUUCUAGUUAUGCAAAAGCUAGCUAAGAUGGAGGGUUUUUAUAUAUCAAUAAUAUAAAUAGGUUUACUUUAUCCAAUUUGAAUAUAUAAUAUUGCUCUGCAUAGAAUGAUGGAGGAUCAAUUUAUAUUAUUAAUUCUGGUGGUAUUGAUUCUUUUAUCACAUCAUCAAACUUUAAUAACAACAAAGCACUCGGAAGUGGAGGAGUAUUGCUAUUAGAUAACUCUGAACUGCUGAUAAACUAUACUAGCUUUAAAUAUAAUUCAGCUGGUGUAGGUGGUGUUAUUAGGUAUUUAAAUUUAAAGCCAAGCUUUUUAUUUAAUAAAUAAAAGAACAUGAAAGAUUCUUGUAAAACCUAUAGUUUUAACUACUGUAAGUAAAACAAAGCUAUUAUAUUUGGAAAUUAAAUAGCAAGCUAUCCUACAUAUGCAUCAAUUUUCCCAAAUUACAAUUUUAAUGUAGAUAUAAGAUAAUAUCCUAACAUUACCUUUCAUAAUUUUAGAAGUGGAUUAAAUAAUUUUGAUUUAUUUAUAUAAUUUUUAGAUGAAUUCAAAGAUAUAGUUUAAUAAAUAGAUUUCUAAAAUCAAACCAAAAUAGAUUAAAUUAGCUAAAAUUUAUUGAAUGAAAUUAAAUAGUAUAGUUGUAAAGUGUAUGUUAAUCAAAAUUUUACAGAUUUGCAAUCAGAAGUAAUAAAAUUAGAUGGAUCAACUUCUGCUGAAUACUCUUAUUAUGGAUAAAAUAAAAUUGGUUGCUAAAUGAACAAUUUUAAAAUAACUGGGGUACCUGAAAGUAGUUCUUUUUUGAUGCUUUAACUUAAUGGGAUGAGAAUAACUAACAGCACUAAUUAGUUUGUAGAUCUUAAUAAUGUCUAAAUAAAAAUAGAGUUUAGAUAAUGCGAAGUUGGAGAAUUUUAUACCCAAAAUUGUGAAGGAUGCUAGUUAUAUGAGUGCUCAUAAUGCUAAAAUGGGACUUACUCUUUAAUUAAACCUGAAAAAAAUAAAUAAAUUUAAUGUAAAGAAUGUGAUAAGUCUCAAGUUGAAUCAUGCUAUUUAAGUGAAAUUAAUUUGAGAGAAAAUUAUUGGAGAACAAGCAAUUCAUCUGAUUAAAUCUAUGCAUGCAGUAAUACAUUUUAGCAAUGUAAUGGAGAUUAGUCAAAAGGUUAUUGCAAUGUUGGCUAUACAGGAGCUUUAUGUUCUGCUUGUGAUAAUUACGGAGAUUUAUGGGGAGAUAGUUAUGGAUAAGUAAUUUCCUUAGACAGUUAAAUACUUCAGUGUGAAAAAUGCUCUGAAAUAAGUCAAAAUUUUUAUAAAUAAACUUUUAUAAUCAUUUUAAUUUUAUUUUAUUUAAUAUUCAUGACAAUUGAAUCAUAAAAUAAUAAUUGUAAGAUUUGUUAAAUUAACCUCUUACAAAGAUUAAAUAUUUUAAAUAUGGGAGUCUCUUAAUACAUAUUUUAAUCAUCAGUUAUUCUUAAGAUAAUUAUUAAUCAAUUUUAUAUAUUAUCUACUCUUAAAUAUAUAAACAUAUCAGAGUCCUUUAAUACUAUGAUUUCGAUGCCUUCACUAGGUUCAUAGCAUGCAUAUAUAUUUAAAUAAUCUCUAGACUGUUUAUUAGUAUAGUUAAAUAUAAAUUUAAAACUACAAUACUUAAGAUUUAUUUACAUAUCUAUUAUACUUCCUUUGCUUACUCUCGCUUUAAUCUAUAUUUUCAUAAAAAUUAUUUUGGCUCUUUGGAUUUAUCUUAAACCUGAAAACUAUUUUUAUGAAGAUGCAAAAUAUAAUCAUAGAAAUAUGGUUAUAAGUACUUUGAUAUUAUUCUCUUACAUUACAACUUCUAAUAUAUAAUAAUCUGCUUUAGAAUUAAUCUUUUGUGAAAGAUUUGAUAAUUAAUAUUUUAUGAAAAGUCAAAUGAAUGAAAAGUGCUACACAUAAGAGCAUUAUUUCUAUAUUGCAUUUCUUAUUUCUCCAAUUUUAAUUUUAGUUUCAGUAGUUUAACCUGUGAUAAUUUUGUAUAUAUUAUACAAAAAUAUUAAGAAAGCAUCAAAUACUAAACAAUUUACUGUGAUAAGAAGAUAUGGCUAUUACUUUAAAGAAUAUAAAAAAACUAGAUGGUGGUGGGAAAUAAUCAGAAUUCAAUAAAAGUUUAUAGUAUCUAUACUUGGUGCAGUAUUUAAAAAAAGCUUUAUAACUUUAAUUUAAUCAAUAUUAUUUUGCCAAACAAUAUAUUUAUUAAUACUGACUUAUUUCUAGCCAUAUGAGGAUAGAAAGAUCAAUAGGUUGGAAAGAAAUUCUGCUAUUUUAACAUUAUUAAUAUUUUGGGUAGCUUUACUUAACUAAUAAAAUUAAGAUAAUUUUAUUUACUAAGUAUCUUUAACUUUACUGAUGCUACUUUUCAUAAUUUUAUUUGGUUUUUUGGCUUCUAGUUUUUUAGGCGUUUUAAUAAAAAGAAAUAUGUAUGUGCUAUAUAACUUCAAAUUUUUCUUGUGGUUUUAAUAAAAGAUUAAAAAAUAUACGAAUAGAUAAGAUAAAUAACCAUUUAUUGUAAGGUAUCUAAAGAAUCACCAUUUUGAUUUAUACAAUAUACUUUUCAGUGAUAGCUAAAACUAAUUUAGAGUUUUUAAAAAUUGGAAGAAAGUUAAAAAUCUUAUUUUAGGUACUACUACUAUUCAUCUAUUUUAAUCAUAGAUCAUUAAGCAAAAGAAAUAAAAAUAUAUUUAAAGUAAUAGAUUUUCUACUUAAAUCAGCAAUAUAUUUACUUAAAAGAAAUAAAACACCAUUAAUACUAAAGUAGAUUCAAACUUUAAAUUGUGGUAAAAAAUGAAAGAUAUAAAUACAUCUGAUUCUCCUAAGUAGCAAUCUGUAUAAGAUUCAACUUAGUGA
Tetrahymena thermophila SB210 is the source of this 9021-nucleotide messenger RNA. RefSeq names its product transmembrane protein, putative. The record is from RefSeq and is a predicted model, not a curated record. NCBI's taxonomy places the organism in Eukaryota, Ciliophora, Oligohymenophorea, Hymenostomatida, Tetrahymenidae. Gene Ontology annotation, molecular function: protein binding. The transcript is spliced from 17 exons.